Molecule: messenger RNA, 1122 nt
Organism: Acanthosepion pharaonis
Lineage: Eukaryota; Metazoa; Mollusca; Cephalopoda; Sepiida; Sepiidae
Source: the annotation of a GenBank genome assembly
AUGGCAUUAAAAUAUCAUCCAGAUAAAAAUCCCAAUGAAACAGAAAAGUUUAAGAGCAUUAGCCAAGCUUAUGAAGUACUAAGUGAUCCAAAGAAGAGAGAAAUUUAUGACCAAGGUGGUGAAGAAGCCAUUAAAGGUGGAGCAGGCAGCGGUGGUGGAUUUGAGUUCCAUUCUGCUAUGGACAUAUUUGAUAUGUUCUUUGGUGGCCACGGUCGACAGAGAGGUCCUAGAAAGACCAAAGAUUUAGUACAUCAGAUUAAAGUGACAUUAAAAGAAAUGUAUAAUGGAAACACAAGGAAAUUAGCUGUAACAAAAGAUGUUAUAUGUGAAAAGUGUAAAGGUGUUGGUGGUAAAGAAGGUGCUGUGGAAACUUGUCCUACAUGUCAAGGAACUGGUAUACAAGUAACUAUGAAUCGGCUUGGACCAAACAUGGUUCAACAGAUGCAGAGUGUAUGUUCAGAAUGUCGUGGCAAAAAGGAAUUAAUCAACCCCAAGCUCCGCUGUAAAGUUUGUAAUGGCAAAAAAACUACCCAGCUUAAAAAAACUUUAGAGGUCCAUAUUGAUAAAGGCAUGAAAGAUGGUCAAACAAUUCGCUUUGCUGGUGAAGGAGAUCAAUGUCCCGGUGUAGAAGCUGGGGAUAUUCUUAUUGUAUUAGAUGAACAAGACGAUAAAGACUUCAAACGGCAGGGUGAUGAUCUUCUCACUGGAUUGGAUAUUACAUUAUCAGAAGCUUUGUGUGGAUUCAGAAAACCUAUUGAAACAUUGGAUGCACGCACUCUUCUUGUUAUAACAGUACCAGGUGAAGUUAUAAAACAUGGUGAUGUGAAAUGUGUGGAAAACGAAGGCAUGCCAAUGUACCGCUCCCCAUUUGAGAGGGGUCAACUGAUAAUUCAAUUUACAGUAAGCUUCCCACCUUCUAAUUUCAUUCCUAUUGAAAGACUGUCAGAACUUGAAAAACUGCUGCCACCACGUCAACCUGUGGACAUUCCAGAAAAUGCAGAAGAGUGCACUUUAUCUGAAUUUAAUCCUAAGGAAGGCCGCAAUUACCGCAGAGGUGAAGCCUAUGAUGAUGACGAUGAUGAACACAUGGACCAUCCUCGUGUACAAUGUGCUUCCCAUUGA